Messenger RNA from Siniperca chuatsi (mandarin fish), 5192 nucleotides. RefSeq names its product FERM and PDZ domain containing 2 (gene frmpd2). Bases 256 to 3714 code for a protein of 1152 amino acids. NCBI's taxonomy places the organism in Eukaryota, Metazoa, Chordata, Actinopteri, Centrarchiformes, Sinipercidae. Gene Ontology annotation, molecular function: protein binding. The record is from RefSeq and is a predicted model, not a curated record. The transcript has 31 exons. Gene Ontology annotation, cellular component: cytoskeleton.
ACAACAUGUCAUUAGUUGUGAGCGCUGAGCACAUUAUGUUAUGGAGCUGAUGUGUCCUUUCUGUGGAGAUGAUUGAUCUGUCAUGAGGAAAUGUGGGUGUGUGACAAGCUGCCAUGACGGACAGUAGCACUCGGACGAGGGAGAGGUGGGUGGAAUGGCAGCAGGGGAUGCAUAAGAGGAAGAAGGAUUAGGUUCUGAAUGGUGGAUGUCUGAAGGAACUGAAGAGGAAUCUCUUCUGAUACCGGAGAAAAUAAGAUGGGUACAUUUGUGACUCUGGCAGAAGUGUUGGAGGCCCGGGGUUCACCACUGGAUGAGGAUGAGGUCUGGUGUCUGCUGCUUGCCACCACUGAGGCCUUGCUGGACAUUUCCAAAAAAGGUUCAGGUAACAUGUGCAGUGUGUUGAGCCCAGGCUCGGUGCUGCUGUCAGCCAAUGGGAGUCUGGCCUUCAAGAGCUGUGCCCGAUACGAAGACGUGGCCUCCUUCACAGCUCCUGAGGUCCAGCAGGGUCAUGCUGCCUCCACCAGGACUGCAGCUGAAAAGAUGGUUGUGUACUCACUGGGGAUGACUCUUUACUGGUGCGUUGAUUAUCAUCUACCUCAAAACCAGCCGGUCCAGCUGAGUGCAGAGCUGGAGGGUUUGCUCCUGAGCAUGUGCGAGGACAUGGUGGUUAGGCGGACCGACCUGCUGACGGUGCUGGAGACCUGUGAGCUUCACCACAAGGCCUCAGUGCUGCCUCCUGCUGAACGGCUCAUCAGGCAGCUGGUAGAAGAUGUCUACAGAAACUCAAUUGAUCAUGUGUCCAUGGCUGAAAAUGGAUCCCACCUAACAGACCGCAGUCAAAUGGUCAGGGACAGAUUACACAGAGGAUCCUUUAGUAACUCAACAUGGGCGCUGAAGAAGAAGAUUUCUAGAACAUUCUCCGGAGCAUCUUAUCCAUGCGAGGCCACAGGGAUUCCCUCAGGAGGCCGACACAGGGAGAGUUACGGCAACUGGCAGCAGCUGAACCACAGCCCCUGCAGUCCGUGCAUGGAUGGCAAUCGAAACUCCAACUCAAGAUCCCUCAGACAGUUUGAGUCCACAAUGAGUCUGAAUGACAAGAAAGCGAAGGACAUGGGUCCCGAGUUUAUUAGGAUGUUAGACGAGCCGCUGGUUGUCUUGGAGCUGCCUGGAUCCAUCGUGUCAAAGAAAGGGAAGUCUCCAACCACUCAGAGAGAGCUGAGUGUGGUGAUGCCAAACGGUCAGAGCAUCCUGGUCAAGUGUGAGGUGAAAUCCAGAGGAGGGGACGUCUUUGACAUGAUUGUGGCUCACUCCAACCUGAUGGAACAUUUCUACUUUGGCCUUGCUUAUAUUGAUGAUAAUGAGUUUUUCUUUGUGGACAAUGAUACCAAGAUUUCCAAAGUUGCUCCAGAUAGCUGGAAGAAAGUGCCUACAACCACCUUUGUCCUUUUCUUCAGGGUCAAAUUCUUUGUCAAUGACAUUUCUCUUCUUUUGCACAAGCAGACGCGCCACCAGUAUUACCUCCAGCUCAGGAGAGACCUUUUGGAGGACAGGCUGUCCUGCCACGAGGAGACGGCUCUGUACCUGGGAGCUCUGGCCCUGCAGACGGAGUGUGGAGACUGCAUGGCUGAGGUGUACGGUAGGAACUACUACCGCCCUGACCAGUAUGUCUCCAAGAGCGUGAUGGAGAAACGUGCCUUGCCUUACAUUCAGGGGGAGCUGCUACGACUUCACACCACCAACACUCAGAUGCUUACCGACGAAUCAGAGCUUGAGUUCCUCAAGGUGUGUCAGCAGUUGCCUGAAUACGGCGUGCUGUUCCACCGUGUGAUGCGUGAGAAAAAGCCUUUUGAAGGAGAUAUUUUCCUCGGGGUUUGUGCCAAAGGAGUCAUCGUCUACGAGGUUAAAGAUGGCUGCCGAUCCACCAGUCAGAAUUUCUACUGGAGGGAGACAGCAACAAUCUCCUCUAAUAGACGUAAAUUUGUAGUAGAGAGCCGGGGCAGCAAGAAGAAGUACACCUUCAUCACAGAGAGAUCCAAGAUAGCUAAAUAUCUGUGUAACCUCUGCUCAGCCCAGCACAAGUUCAACAAUGAGAUGAACUCUCGCCAGCUCAGCCACAGCCUGGUCUCAGAGGAGCACAUCGUGCAGUAUGCCGCGGCGUGUUGCGCUCAGAGCAGCCGGCUCAAGUCCUUCUCCUGUUCAGAGACGCCACAGGAUGACAGCGGCCUGACCACGCCUCAGGAUGAUUCCCUGACCAAGCUGUGUGAUGACGUCGCAGCCAGGAUCGAGGCCCGCAUCAAACAGCAGCGCCAGAGCCUUAAUGAGCAGAGUACCUGCUCCAGCAGUCAGCGCAGCAGCACGGGCAUGCGUUCCCCAGCCUGUUCUCAGAGGAGCGGAUCUGAAGCGCCUUCUGGCUCCCCAGCACACAGAGAAACUCCGACAAAACUAAGGUCAUCGUCAGAGAGAGAGGUCAUAUGUGUUUCUUUAAAGAAAGACCCAAAGCUUGGCCUGGGUAUAGUGAUAGUGGGAGAGGACACUGUUGGGCAUUACGACUUAGGCAUCUUUGUUGCUUCCAUUGUGCCUGGUGGACCAGCUGAUAAGGAUGGACGCAUCCGACCAGGUGGUCGUCUGAUCUCUCUGAACCACGUCAGCCUGGAGGGUGUCACCUAUAGUGAGGCAGCAGAGGUCAUGCAGAGCAGCCCCGAGGAGGUGCAGCUCAUUAUCUCACAGCCAAAAGCCAGCAGCUGUGAGCUUAGCUCAGCAUCAAAGACUGGAAACGGGGAAACAGCGAGCCUGGCUCCGUCCACAGUCCCCCUCAGUCCCAUCAGUGUGCGCUCUCCCAUGUUGAAGAAUUACGAGUCCCAGACCAUGCUGAUGGCAGACGGACGAUCAGGAGACGAUAGCUUGGAUGAGAUUGUUUCGGUCAUGAUGACGCCGAAGACCGGCAACAGGCUUCACGUCCCCCGAGAAGUACGAGUCCUCUGUGCACAGGACAGCUGCUCUUCGUCUCCCUCUCUAAACUGUGUGAGGCCGGAGGAGAUCAGCGUGGAGCUCAGGAAGAUAUCAGGAAGUCUGGGCAUCAGCAUCUCUGGUGGUGUCAAGACUAACCUUCCUAAUGGAGGAAUCUACAUCAGAAGCCUUGUUCCAGGAGGGGCUGCUGAGAGAGACGGACGUGUACAUACAGGUGACAGACUGUUGGAGGUGGAUGGGAUUAGCUUCCAGGGCUUCACCUACCAGCAGGCUGUGGAGUGUCUGAGUAAAACUGGAGAGGUCGUGAACUUGGUUGUGGAGAGGGAGUUGAUGAACCUACCCAGGGUUUCUCUCAGUGCAGACACCAGCAGCAGUGUAUCCAGUCAGAGCAUCAGUCCAGCAACCAGCCCGCUACGGAUCAACAACUGCUCUUCUAUCAGUACUCCUCCAAACACGAUCUCUGACCGGCCCAGGGACUACAGCUUUGUCACUGAUGAAGGCUGGAGAGAACAUGCAAAUAACACCCAGGAAGUGACUCUGACUAAAAGUGCCAACGGCCUGGGCUUCAGCUUCCUAAUGUGCGAGCUGGAUCCGCCCACUCGGGACUUUGGCAGCCUGGUCCGGAUAAAGCAGCUUUUCCCCGGCCAGCCAGCCCAGCAGAGCGGCAGGAUCCAGGAGGGAGACGUCCUGUUGGCCAUCAAUGGCCAGCCACUCAAAGAGCUGUCCUAUCCAGUUUCUUCACCCUGACAGGAGAAUCAGAUUAAUAAGGAAAUACUGAUACGUAUACUUUUUUGUAAUAACUUGUGUUUUAAAAAUAUUAAAGAUCUGCAGCUUCAUUAUCUGUCUAUACAGUACAUCCCUGUUAAAACUUCUCUCUUCUUUCUGUAGAGGGUGCUAAAGUUGUUCAAGACUUCACCACCUGAGGUUCGACUGACUCUCUGUCGGCCUGCACCAGGGAUCCUUCCGUCCAUUGAUCAGUUUACUGGCACAUGAGUAAUGUCACAGUAUUAUAGAGCACCAGCAUCGAUGGAUGUUCAGAAGCAACACUGUGCUUCCUGAUCAAUCAGGAAGUGGUGAUGGAGACCGAGGACAGAAUGAAUGAUAGCGGUGUUAUCGAUGGACUCCAACGCUGCAGAAAGGCAUACUGAAGAAACAGUGACGGCCCAGGAGAGCGGAGAGGUUGGAGGCUGAGCUCAGUGAUUUAUUGGUAAAAUUAUUCUUGAGGGAUGAGGGAACAUAAUUAUUAAACAUGUUUAAUACGUACAUGUUUUUUUCAGAUUAUGUUUGAUUAUACAGUUCAUUUCAUACAAAAUGUAUAAUUCAUAUAGAAAAGUAAGCUCGGAUCUCAUCAGCCUAGAAUUGACUAGAUAUGUCGUUGCAGUUCUGACGCCUGAAUGCAGAUUUUAUAGUAUUUCAUUUUAAAACAUUCACUUUUGUGGAUGGAAACUAAACCGAUAACAAUCGAUACUCUGCAGGUUUUCACAUAAACUAAACACAAAAGCCAUUGAUUUUGCUGAUUAUUUGAUCCCCUUUGUUGAUGAAAAUAUGCAAAUCAAUAAGAUUGGCUAUUGUUGUGGCUGGUUAUGCCUUGUUGGUUCAUGGCAAUGCAUCACACGAUCAUACCAAAUUCAUGGGCAGACACAGAAAUUCUGUUGACGUAAACUUUUACAUUAUCUCAACAAUCUAUCAUCUAAACCUAAAUAUAACCAUUUUCUAAAUCAAAUGUAAUCUCAAGGCUUUUAUCCAAACAUAAACAUUUCUAAUCUUAUGUCUAUGCAACAUUUCAGGUCAAAGAACCUCUACUUAUAACUGUGGUUUGAUCCAUGAUUUCAUGAAACCACUGGCCUACAAGCAGCCUUCAUCAACUUUUAUUACCCGUUCAUCUCUCAACCACAAGGUGGCAGCAUAGUGCUGCAAGUGACAACGCUUUGUACAGCAAACAGCAAUCAUCCAUGCUGCCGAGUCUCACUUUUCAGUUAACAGUAUUUCAUGGAAAAAAGAGGGAAGCUAAUAGCGUGAUUAUUUUUCUCCUCCACAGCAAAUCCAAAAGAGACUUUUUGUUGACACCAAAAGAAGAAGACGACUAAAAUAAACUGUAACAGAAUUAUUGGUAUAGAUUUUGUUGAGGACACAAAAACUCCUCCACAGAUGUGCAGAAUAUGUUGCAUCUCGAAAUGACAAAGCUAAUUGUGAAUUGUCUAUCAUUAAAAGGAAUUUAACCUUUU